This is a messenger RNA of Penicillium cosmopolitanum, 501 nucleotides long. Its product is annotated as vegetative incompatibility protein HET-E-1. The record is from RefSeq and is a predicted model, not a curated record. Lineage: Eukaryota; Fungi; Ascomycota; Eurotiomycetes; Eurotiales; Aspergillaceae. The transcript is spliced from 2 exons. The coding region runs from base 1 to 501 and encodes 166 amino acids.
AUGGAUGGGUUGGCUAGCAACAGCCGUUUAAGGUUUUGGGUUGCGGUUACCGCGACCACUACCGUGGUUAUCCUUACUGUCUAUCUUCUCCGCAUCCGCCCCAUUAUUCGCAGGAUAAGUCGUCGAAGAAAGUCAGAUCGCCUUGACGGCCUUCACGUUAUUUCCGAGCCCGAAAAUGCGGAGGAUGUCACUUUUGAAAUUGUCGCCGUACAUGGCCUCGGCGCGGAUUCAGAGCACACAUGGACGGCUGCUGCUGUGGAAUCGCCUGAUUCGAAAAAGAAAGACCAUAGGCGCGUCCACUUACUAAAAGACCUUCUCAAAAAUGACUUCCCCCACGCAAGAAUCUCGGCAUUCGCUCACAACUCGGACUGGUUGAUCGAUGCCCCGGUUACAACAGCGCAACAAAUCGGCCACCGGUUGCUCGAUGACUUGGUGCACCAUCGGUCCAAACAUCGGGUGAGAACUGCUGAAUCUCAAAAGCACGAUGAGGCUAAUAGAUAA